UCUAUAAGUUAGAUGAAUUUAGAAUAUCUUUUAUAUAUAAAAGAAAGUAGUAAAUUUAUCUGAUUGUCCACUGCCUACUUACAUCUGUCCCCCUGCCUCUCCUCCUCUACCCAGCAAGCACAAAUACACACCUCUUGGUCCUCUUGGAUAAGAUCAUAACAUCAUCGUAUAUUAGACAAAGAAGCCUAGAGAAUCCCAACAAUGGAACAAAAAACACUCCUACCAGCUCUUUCAUGCAUCAUCUUCUUCAACCUCCUCUGCUUCGCCAUGGCCCAAGAACCUCCUGCAUGCCAAACCACAUGUGGUUCCCUUAAACUCAAAUAUCCCUUUGGCACGGGUGCUGGCUGUGGCUCCCCAACUUUCCAACCCUACAUAGCCUGCGAAAUUAUCAACAAGGACCAAAAGCAGCAGCAGCAGCUCCUCCUCACCACCCACACAGACUCAUACCCAAUCACUUCCAUUUCCUACUCCACCCAAACCCUAACCCUAACCCCGCCCUCCAUGUCCUCCUGCUCCUCCAUGCAACCCUCCCCAUCCAACUUCGGCCUCGACUGGGCCAGCCCUUUUCAGCUCGGCCGAUCAACUUUCAUCCUCUUGUCCUGCCAACCCCCCACCUCUUCUCUCACCCUCAGAGGUUCCUCCGGCAUCCCGGUCUGUGAUCCUUCCUACUCUAACCUCUGUGCUUCUAUCUACACGUGCCCUUCUGUGGUUGGUCUUGGCCUGCCUUUGUUCCCCCCUACCAACACUUGCUGUGUAUAUUCACCCGGCAAUCUUGAUAGCAAGGGUGAGCUGGACCUCUGCGGGCUGAAGUGCGCCGGGUAUACCUCCGUGGUGUCCCUUGGAGACUACCCAACGGACCCCGCCCGGUGGGAGUAUGGGGUGACGUUGAAGUAUAGCCAUGGCGAUUUGGAUAGUGGCAUUGUGGACACCAAGUGCAAUAGCUGUGAGAUGAGUGAUGGGGUUUGUGGGUAUAGGGUUGAUGAUCUUUCGUUUCUCUGCGUGUGUAAGAAUGGCUACAACACCUCCUCGGAUUGCAACAAUAAUUUCAGUCCAGAUCAGGACCUGUUUUGGGGCUCUGCCUCUAAUUUACCACCUGCUUGGAAAAUGUGGUUUGCGCUCGUGGUUUUUUGGGAAAUCUCCUACUCUUGUUUUGAUCUUUUUUGAAUUGUAAUUGGACCAAAAAAUAUUUAUGUGACUAUGUGAAGAAAAAAAAUAGAAUAAUAGAACAGUCAAAUUGAAAAGGAAGAGGAAUAAAGGUGAGCAAAGCAUC
This is a messenger RNA of Prunus avium (sweet cherry), 1270 nucleotides long. The record is from RefSeq and is a predicted model, not a curated record. Lineage: Eukaryota; Viridiplantae; Streptophyta; Magnoliopsida; Rosales; Rosaceae.